AUGGACGACGGUGAAACCGGUGGGGCGGCUGAAUAUGCCUCUGCCCGUAAGUUGGUCCUACGAGCCGCCAAACGCGAAACUGCCUUGACGGCGGUAGGAGAUCCCAACAGUCCCUUUGGCGCUGAUUUUUCCAAGAUGCCGCUCAAGCCCGACCAUUGCCAGCGUCCUUGUUGGAGCUGUCCCGACGGCACUAUCUACCUGGAAGCCUUUCACGAUCUAUACGCCAGUGCCUACGAUUUUCUAGUGGCCAUUGCCGAACCAGUGGCCCGUCCCGAAUUCUUGCAUCAGUACAAGCUCACGCCGUAUUCCCUCUAUGCCGCCGUGGCGACCAAUAUCGAAACGGAAGCCAUUAUCUCCGUCUUGGAUCGCAUGUCCAAAAACAAGCUACCCAAACAGGUCAAGGCAUUCGUUCGAGAUUGUACCCAAAAAUACGGCAAGGCCAAACUGGUCCUCAAACACAACAAAUUCUACGUCGAAUCGGAAUUCCAUACCGUACUGAGGGAAUUGCUGAGGGAUCCCGUCAUUGCCCAAGCGCGCGUCACGGAAGAUGCCAAUACCGAAGUAGAUGAACAUGGAUUCGUCAAGCAAACCAAGGCCGAAGAAAUGAAGGAAAAUCUACAUAUUAUAGAAGAACCAGAAGAUGACAGUGACGAAGAGGAAGAGGAGGGGCAACAAGCCGGACAGAAAAAGGGCACCAAACAGGUUGUCUCCUUUCAAGUCAAGGGAGAAUUGGUGGAACAGGUCAAACGACAAGCUAUUGAACUGGAUUAUCCACUCAUGGACGAAUACGACUUUCGAAAUGACAAGAUUAAUCCAGAUGUCCCCAAGAUGGAUUUGAAACCGCACACUCGCAUUCGACGUUAUCAGGAACGUGCAUUGGCCAAGAUGUUUGGUAAUGGACGCGCCCGAUCUGGCAUUAUUGUGCUGCCCUGUGGAGCCGGGAAGACACUGACCGGUGUCACGGCCGCACAGACCAUCAAGAAGAGUGUCGUUUGUUUAGCCACCAACGCCGUGUCGGUGCUGCAGUGGAAAUUCCAAUUCCAGCUGUGGACCAACAUUCCUGACGCCAAUAUUGCGGUUUUCACAUCCGACCGUAAAGACACGAUUCAUCCCGAAGCCUGUGUGUUGGUCACUACCUACACCAUGAUUGCCUUUGCCGGAAAACGAUCCGAAAAGGCGCAGGAGACCAUGGAUAUCAUUACCAGUCGGGAAUGGGGGCUCUUGUUGAUGGACGAAGUACACGUUGUACCCGCCAAAAUGUUUCGUCGCGUUGUGGGAUCCGUCAAGGCACAUUGUCGAUUGGGAUUGACGGCCACCCUUGUGCGAGAAGAUGACUUGAUUAGCGAUCUCAACUUUCUAAUUGGUCCCAAACUCUACGAAGCCAAUUGGAUGGAUCUUACCACGCAGGGUUACCUCGCCAACGUACAGUGCGUCGAAAUUUGGUGUCCCAUGACGGGACCGUUCAUGAAGGAAUACCUCAUGGCAUCGAAUGCAAGACUCAAGCAGUUGUUGUACGUUAUGAACCCCAGCAAGAUUCGCGCCGUCCAAUUCUUGGUCAAGUUUCACGAAGAACGUGGAGACAAGAUCAUUGUGUUUUCAGAUCUUGUGUACUCCCUCAAGCUCUACGCAGAAAUGCUUAAGAAACCACUCAUCUAUGGUGAAACCCCGGAACGAGAACGUGCCGCCAUUUUGGGAACCUUUCGAGCCACCGACGCCAUUCGAACAAUCUGCAUUUCCAAAGUCGGAGACACAUCGAUUGAUUUGCCCGAAGCCAACGUAGUGGUGCAGGUGUCCAGCCAUUUCGGAUCACGACGACAAGAAGCCCAGCGAUUGGGCCGUAUUCUGCGACCAAAGUCGUACACGCAACAAGAUGGGUCCAAUCGAAAUACCUUCAACGCCUUCUUCUAUACACUCGUGAGCAGUGAUACGCAGGAAAUGUUCUAUUCUGCCAAACGACAACAAUUCUUGAUCGAUCAGGGAUAUACCUUCAAGGUGGUGACCAACCUCUGCGAAAAGGCUGAUGCCCAGGCGCUUGAAAGCGGUUUCAAUUUUUCCACACCAGAGCAUGAUCGCAAGCUUCUUCGGACGGUACUGACGGCCGAGACAUCUCUCGAAAAGGAACAACGCGACGAAGACAAUGCCAUUCGCAAGAAUAACCCCGAUGGUGCGGCGUUGUCUGACGCCAAGGUCAAGAGGAGUGCAGGGUCCAUGGCAACACUAAGCGGUGGUAGUGGCAUGCGCUAUCGAGAGAUCUCAUCGGGAUCUAAGAAGCAUCCGUUGUUCCGGAAAAGACAGCGUCGUUAG
Molecule: messenger RNA, 2304 nt
Organism: Seminavis robusta
Lineage: Eukaryota; Bacillariophyta; Bacillariophyceae; Naviculales; Naviculaceae
Source: the annotation of a GenBank genome assembly